Messenger RNA from Nelumbo nucifera (sacred lotus), 639 nucleotides. RefSeq lists its product as uncharacterized. The record is from RefSeq and is a predicted model, not a curated record. Lineage: Eukaryota; Viridiplantae; Streptophyta; Magnoliopsida; Proteales; Nelumbonaceae.
AUGGCCGCUACCGAAGUGCCAAUCGAGGAAUGGGAGCCGCUCAUCAUCAACGAUGACGUUGGCCCGACCACACAGCUCGUGACGUUCAACAUGAGAAACAGGGACCUAAGUGAAGCACGCUCUCUCUUGAUCAAGYCGACAAUCCCCGCGGCGUACCACUGGAGGCCCAUCGCAAACCUGAACCUCAACGACGCAAUUAGCCAAACUCAUGCCUUUCUCAGGGUCGCACAUGCGGGUUUGGCUGCCCACAGGCUGCAGGGCAUGACUGAUGCCCAGAUGCGCAAGGUUGCCAUCAUCCUGGGCGUGGUGCGUGCAGUUACUACAGAGCUCUAUCGCAUAACCGCCAACGACCUGAUUCCUAGGGAGUCUGCCGAGUUAACUGUUCAGGCAAGGUACACCGAAGGAGCAGGCCUCUCCCUGUCAGUGGGCCGCGCAACACGUGGCGCAGACAAGGACGUCCUAACCGCACCGCUGGUACUGACUGACCAAGAGAAAGCGGUGGUGGUAGUCGCACACAUGUCCGCAAUCGGUGUGCUGCCCAUCCAGGGGUACAAGCUAAUCAUGACUGGACACCACUACCUGAGCGACGCCAAGACCCAGUCAAGGCGUGUCUUCGAUGUCUUGGAGCGGACAUACUAG